UAAAAAAUACUUGUACUAAUGUAGUGGUGUCCGACUAUCAAUACUCACUCGAGAGCAAGAUCCCCAUAUCAAUAAUCAAUAUCAUUAUCAUAUGAUAAACGCUGCUAAAAUGCGUGCGUGACGUACGUUCAACACAACGAAGCUUCCAUUUCCAUUGAGAUCUCCCAUCUCUUUCGCUCCUCAAUUUCAGAUCUCUAAUUCUCAAUUACACUCUCAAAUUUCUUCAUUUCUUCGCAUUUUUUGCGGAAUUAUUUUCAUCGGAAAACACCAUGAUUUCUUCUAGCAAGCUUAAAUCCGUCGAUUUUUAUCGAAAAAUUCCUAGAGAUUUAACAGAGGCAUCAUUGUCAGGUGCAGGAUUGUCCAUCGUAGCUGCCCUUGCCAUUAUAUUUUUAUUUGGUAUGGAGCUAAAUAGUUAUUUGUCCUUGAGCACUUCAACAUCUGUGGUAGUUGAUAAGAGUCCUGAUGGAGAGUUCUUGCGCAUUGAUUUUAAUAUGAGCUUUCCGGCACUCUCUUGUGAAUUUGCAUCAGUGGAUGUGAGCGAUGUCUUGGGAACGAACAGGUUGAACAUAACAAAAACAGUCCGCAAGUUUUCAAUAGAUUCUCAUUUGAGACCGAUUGGGGCCGAGUUCCUAUCUGGACCUACUUCAGGUCUCGUUAAGCAUGAUGAUGAUGGUGAGGAAGACUACGGGGAAGGUUCCCUUAUUUUGAAUGGGCAAAAUUUUGAAAGACUUGCACAAGAGCAUGAUAUAUUAAUUGUCAACUUCUAUGCUCCUUGGUGCUACUGGAGUAAAAGAUUGAAACCUUCAUGGGAAAAGGCAGCAAUGAUCAUGAGAGAGAGACAUGACCCAGAAGCUGAUGGGCGUAUUCUUAUGGGGAAAGUAGACUGCACUGUACAAGUUGAUCUGUGUAGGAGGCACCAUGUGCAAGGCUAUCCAUCUAUCAGAGUUUUCCGUAAAGGAAGUGAUGUGAAGAGUGACCAUGGACAUCAUGAACAUGAAUCUUACUAUGGAGACCGUGACACUGAUACUCUAGUUAAGUUUAUGGAAUCUUUGGUUUCAUCAAUUCCAUUGGGGAACCAAACCCUGGCCCUGGAAGAUAAGUCUGGCAAUAAAACUCAGAAUAUAAAGAGGCCAGCCCCAUCGUCAGGUGGCUGUAGAAUUGAAGGAUUUGUCCGUGUUAAGAAGGUUCCUGGCAACUUGAUUGUCUCUGCUCAUUCUGGAUCACAUUCAUUUGAUGCAUCUAAGAUGAACAUGUCUCAUGUCAUUACCCAUCUUUCAUUUGGUAAGAGAAUUUCGCCCAGGGUAAUGAGUGAUGUCAAGAGGAUCAUACCUUAUCUUGGUGCAAGCCAUGAUCGAUUAAGUGGUCGUUCUUAUGUCACCCAAGAUUUGGCCGCAGAAGCGAAUGUUACAAUUGAACAUUAUCUUCAAGUGGUAAAAACUGAAGUGAGAUCAUCGAAUGAACAUACAUUGGUGGAGGAGUACGAAUAUACUGCACACAGUAGUUUGAUUCAGAGUCAUGACAUACCGGUCACCAAAUUUCACUUUGAGCUCUCUCCUAUGCAGGUGCUGAUAACAGAAAAUCCCAGGUCUUUUUCGCACUUCCUUACUAGCAUUUGUGCUAUUAUUGGGGGUGUUUUCACGGUUGCCGGGAUCUUGGACUCAAUUUUACAUAACACAAUGCGGAUGAUGAAGAAAGUUGAGUUAGGCAAAAACUAUUGACAGAAAAGCGAGAUUUUCCCUCUUUUUUCUCCUUUUGAGGGAGUAGGCUCUUUUAGUAUUGCGUUGCAGGUGCACACUUUUUCUCAUGUCAAGGUAUAUGGAAUCUAGCUUUAGAAAUUUCAAUUGUGUAGUAGGCUGCGGACAUUGUGUAUAGGAAAAAUGAUUGGCAGAUAUCUAGACCAUCUCCCUUUUUAUUUUUUUUUCGAGAUAUGAUAUGAUUCCGAUGACAGUAGCUUCAGUAAAACUUCAAUUUGUGAAUUAUUCAGAUUUAAGCUCAUCAAUAAUGGAAACUAAAAAACAAUAAUGUA
Beta vulgaris subsp. vulgaris (sugar beet) is the source of this 2026-nucleotide messenger RNA. Its product is annotated as protein disulfide isomerase-like 5-4. Bases 270 to 1718 code for a protein of 482 amino acids. NCBI's taxonomy places the organism in Eukaryota, Viridiplantae, Streptophyta, Magnoliopsida, Caryophyllales, Amaranthaceae. Gene Ontology annotation, cellular component: endoplasmic reticulum; COPII-coated ER to Golgi transport vesicle. The record is from RefSeq and is a predicted model, not a curated record. The transcript is spliced from 15 exons.